AUGACUACUACCACUACCAAUACCGCAGACCAAUCCGGGUCUAACUUUCCUCUCGCAGGCGUCGCCAAUGAUGGUUGGUCUACCGAGGACGAGGCAACGGCAACAUGCUUUUGCGGCGCAGUGCAAUUGGCAUUUCCAACGAAAGCACCAGGUCUGGUCAAGUCCUUCGUCUGCAACUGUUCGGACUGCCACAAGAUCACGGCAUCAAUGUUCGCAUCAAACUUCACCAUCGACAAUUCCUACCUGAAGCACGUGCGAGGCCAGGAGAACUUGAGCCAUUGGGGGCAGGAGAAGACGAUCGCGUCCGGCCAGACCAUGACCAACUACUUCUGCAAGACUUGUGGCACGUUGAUGUAUCGCGUCGGUGCCCGGUUCCCAGGAUUUAGUAUCCUGCGCAUCGGCACCGUGGAUGAUUUCUAUCUGCAUGAGACCAAGUUGCGACCUACGGUUGAGCAGUUCAUCAAGAACCGCGUGAGCUGGUUCAGCGGCGUCGAGGGACCGGGUGUUGAGAAGUUCGAGGAGGGCGGGUUUUAG
Molecule: messenger RNA, 534 nt
Organism: Anthostomella pinea
Lineage: Eukaryota; Fungi; Ascomycota; Sordariomycetes; Xylariales; Xylariaceae
Source: the annotation of a GenBank genome assembly